AUGGCGAUGCAAGCGGUGCGGAGCGUGCGGGUAGCGGCCUGUAGCUUGCGCGCGCUCUCGGCGCCCCGAGCGCCCUGCUCAACGCGACGCUGGGGGCCGGGACCGGGUACCGUGCGGAUGCUGCGCACCGGCAACGCUCAGUUCUCGGUGCGUAAAUUCACAGACAAACAUGAGUGGAUAACAGCCGACGAUGGUAUUGGAACAGUGGGAAUCAGCAAUUUUGCACAGGAAGCUUUGGGAGAUGUUGUUUACUGCAGUCUUCCUGAAGUUGGAACAAAAUUGAAUAAACAGGAUGAGUUUGGUGCUUUGGAAAGUGUGAAAGCUGCUAGUGAACUCUACUCUCCUUUAUCCGGAGAGGUAACAGAAAUCAAUGACGCUCUUACAGAAAAUCCAGGACUCAUUAACAAAUCCUGUUAUGAAGAUGGUUGGCUGAUCAAGAUGACAUUGAGCAAUCCAUCAGAACUUGAUGAACUAAUGAGUGAAGAAGCAUAUGAGAAAUACAUAAAAUCUAUUGAGGACUGA
Messenger RNA from Chrysochloris asiatica (Cape golden mole), 522 nucleotides. It is a transcript of the gene GCSH, whose product is annotated as glycine cleavage system protein H (aminomethyl carrier). The record is from RefSeq and is a predicted model, not a curated record. Gene Ontology annotation, cellular component: glycine cleavage complex; mitochondrion; cytoplasm. Bases 1 to 522 code for a protein of 173 amino acids. The transcript is spliced from 5 exons. Gene Ontology annotation, biological process: glycine decarboxylation via glycine cleavage system; protein lipoylation. NCBI's taxonomy places the organism in Eukaryota, Metazoa, Chordata, Mammalia, Afrosoricida, Chrysochloridae.